UCAAUAUAUUUUCCACGACGCACUACCUUGAGUUUGAACUUUCAAGCUACACCAUGCACGCACGCGUCUCGCAACAGAUACAAGAAGCCCGAAUCACUCAACUUGAAGCAGAAGUGAAUAGGCUUCAACAAGAACUUGGACAAGACGAAGAUGCAGAAAAGAUUGUAAACAAGCACAUCAAGUUACUUCAUCGCUAUAAUGAGGCUAAGGAUGCAGCACAGAUGCUCAUAGGACGGCUGGCCAAUUUGAAGGAAACAACCGUCAGACAAAUCCAUAAUGACCUGGAUCUUCCGAUUGGCGAUUAAGUAGGAACUUGGAGAGCGCGCACCUCUCUUGUAUGUAU
Lentinula edodes (shiitake mushroom) is the source of this 343-nucleotide messenger RNA. Its product is annotated as DNA repair protein. Gene Ontology annotation, biological process: double-strand break repair via homologous recombination; meiotic joint molecule formation; meiotic DNA recombinase assembly involved in reciprocal meiotic recombination. Bases 54 to 305 code for a protein of 83 amino acids. Lineage: Eukaryota; Fungi; Basidiomycota; Agaricomycetes; Agaricales; Omphalotaceae. Gene Ontology annotation, cellular component: Swi5-Sfr1 complex; Swi5-Swi2 complex. The record is from RefSeq and is a predicted model, not a curated record. The transcript has 5 exons.